This is a messenger RNA of Macadamia integrifolia, 1488 nucleotides long. RefSeq lists its product as uncharacterized. Bases 678 to 1013 code for a protein of 111 amino acids. Lineage: Eukaryota; Viridiplantae; Streptophyta; Magnoliopsida; Proteales; Proteaceae. The transcript is spliced from 3 exons. The record is from RefSeq and is a predicted model, not a curated record.
AACGCAUCCUCAGAUAUCAAUGACUCAAUGUAUUUGUUUAAAUUAAUGGAUGAAGUUGUUCAGGAAGUUGGGCCAGAUAAUGUUGUCCAGGUUGUGACUAAUAAUGCCUUUAAUUUCAAAAAGGCUGGUACUUUACUUAUGGUGAAGUAUCCCACCUUAUACUGGACAUCUUGUGUAGCCCAUUGUAUUGAUUUGAUGUUCAAGGACAUUGGUGAGAUGAACAAAAUGCAGACAUUGGUUUCUGAUGCCAAGAUGAUCACCAACUUCAUCUACAAUCACAGCUGGGUGUUGGCAUUGAUGAGAAAGUACACAAAAGGUGACUUGGUGAGGCCCGCAGCAACAAGGUUUGCAACAAAUUAUAUUGCACUUGAUAGUAUUCAAAAACGGAAGGAAUGGCUAGUUAAGUCAUUCACCUCUAAUGAGUGGUUCAGUUGUAGAUAUGCAACCACUGAAAUUGGAAAAACCAUUCAAGACCUAAUCACCUCAACAAAGUUUUGGAAAAGGAUAUACCGAUUUACUAAGAUUAUGCAACCUCUAUUUGUGAUACUUAAAGUAGCUGAUGGUGAUUAGGCACAGACGAUGGAAAAUAUACUGCAUUGUAUGGAAGUUGUCAAACAAAAGAUAGAAGAGGAGAACCCAAAGUCAUUUAAGGCAUUUUUGAAGAUUAUAAAUCGUCGAUGGGAGAUAAUUUGGUUCAAGACCUUCAUCGGGCAGCCUAUUAUUUGAAUCCGGAUUUGCACUACAAGAACAAUUUAAGGUUUAGGAAAGAUUUGAUGGAAUCUUUGAAGGAUGUUAUUAACAAGUUAGCUCCUAAUAUUGAUUCGGCCAAAGAUGCAGUUGAAGAGGUGAAGUACUUCCGAGAGGCCACUCAAAGGUUUGCUGAUCAUUUAGCUAUCUGUGCUAGAGGAAUACAACGCCCUGGUAAUUUAGGCUUAAUCAGCUAUCCUUGUAUUUCAAAAUUAUUUCAAACUCCUAAUGUUGCAAUUAUCUUUGUACAAUUGAUUGGUGGAUGAACUAUGGAUGGAGCGCUCCAAACUUGAGGCCAAUCGCAAUGAAAAUAUUAUCAUGCACGACAUCCUCAAGUGGUUGCAAACGUAGCUGGAGUACGUUCGGAUUGAUACACACCAAACCUCGGAAUCGUCUGAGUUAUGAGAAGCUGGAGAAGCUAGUGUAUGUGCACUACAACAUGAAAUUGAAGAUGAAAUAUUUAGAAUUGGAGAAAUCAGGGGAUGAUAUUGAUGUCAACCCAAUUGACAUCACCCAUAUACUCGACGAGGAAGAUCCAGUUAGGGGAUGGAUUGAGGAGACUGAAAAUGUUUUAUUGUUGGACAAAUUAUCUGAAGAUCGACGAGAAACCGCACCUGAUCCCAUUAUAGAGGACCUCAUUAGAGAUAUAAAUGAAGAUUUUAAAAAUAUUGUUGAUGAUGAAACCCAAGCACCGUUAGCUAUGGAAGAGGAUGAUGAUAGCUCCAAUGAUGGCGAUAUUAG